Mytilus californianus (California mussel) is the source of this 5285-nucleotide messenger RNA. Its product is annotated as tetratricopeptide repeat protein 14-like. The coding region runs from base 118 to 4545 and encodes 1475 amino acids. The transcript is spliced from 15 exons. Gene Ontology annotation, molecular function: nucleic acid binding; protein binding. Lineage: Eukaryota; Metazoa; Mollusca; Bivalvia; Mytilida; Mytilidae. The record is from RefSeq and is a predicted model, not a curated record.
UUCUCCAGUGUGGAGGUAGCAUUCUCAUAAUUUAUUUUGUCAAGGGAGAAUUGAAAAUAUCUAUAAAAAUGUUAUUUUUGUCACAAUAAUAUGCAGAUAUAGAAACUCGAUUGAACAAUGGAUUCUUUCCUUCUUGGACAUGCAGUCCAGAAAAAUGGUCCAGCAUUGAUACGAAAUUUGAAAGAAGAAAAUCAACAUUUUCCAGAGAAUGUAGUUCAUUAUAUAUCAAAAUACAGAGAAAAACCUCCAGGAUUUCAGGAUCCUGAACUGAAGGAGAAGAUUUGCAGGUUUAUAUCAAAGAAAGCAGAUUAUCUCUUCAUUACACCUUCAGAAAAAGAGGAAAAAGAAAGAAAGACUUCAGACUAUGAAGAUACAUUUGCAAAGAUGCCACCUUUGGAGACCUAUAUGGGUAUCCCAGAAAUAGAAUGCAGGAAGAAUUUCUUUAAUAGUGUGGAGAAACAUGACAUAGUAAUAGGUGUGGUUUCCUCUGUAAUGGACAGUGGACUGGUCAUCACCUUAUUGUGUCUGGACAGUGGCAAAUCCCGGGAUAUUGAUCAGCUCAGAAUAUCUGCUUUUUGUCCUGUUAAAGAAUUACCAAAGCUAUUUCCAAAUCAAGAUGCUAUAGAAGGAUUUCAAGUCAGAGAUAAAGUUAGAGCUGUUGUAUUGAGUGUGAAUCCUGAGACAGAAAAGUUGAUUGUAUCAAUGGUGGAAAGAUCUUUACCAGAGAAUAAUUCAGAUGUUAAAUUGGCUUUGAUUAAUGAAGAUGAGUUUCCUGUUCAGUAUAGGAGAAAGCUUCAUAUAAGAGGUCUAACAUUUGAUGAGCUGCUACACUCUAUUCUUGGGUUCAAUAAUAGUGGCAACAUUGGUAUCAUGUUGGAAACGCUCGAUCAGGAAGAAACGUAUUCAUUAAUGAGAGGACUGAAUAGAAUAAAUAUCCCAGAAAAAGAUAUGGCAGAAAACUUGAGAAAAUACCAGUCUCAAAAGAUGGCACAUACAAGUGUUGCACAAGGAAUUACUUAUUUUAAAGCUGGGAAACAGCCUGAAGCUGUACAGUGUUUUAAUAAAGCAUUAGAUAUUGACAAGACAAAUGUUGAAGCAUUGGUUGCCAGAGGAGCAUUAUAUGCAAAUAAUGAAAGUUUUAACAGAGCAAUUGAUGACUUUGAAGAUGCCUUGAAGAUUAAUUCAGUGCAUGCAAAUGCAAGAAAAUAUUUACAUGAUACACUUCUGGCCUAUGGAAAAUCAAAUGAGGACAUAGAGAAGUAUCAAGAGGCAGAGGAACUAUAUACUAAAGCCAUGUCUUUGGAUCAAGCAUCUGUUGAAGCAAGAGAAGCUCUUAGAUUUCUGCAUUACAGACGGAGUCAAAGAAGACAAAAAGAAACCAGAAGACAGUCUAGCCCAAAAGAUGAAAGAAGGAACAAGUCUCCAGAAGGCUUUGAGCAAACAGCCAGGACGUUGAAGAAGUUAAUUAAAGGAGAAGAUAAAAGGCAAAGGAAAAAAAGGAGAAUAUCUAGAGAUAGUUCUUCAUCAUCCACCUCAUCAUCAACCUCAUCAUCAGAUUCUUCUGAUAGUAGAAGUAGUAGAGAAAGUUUGCAAAGGAGGAGAAAAGGACAUUCCAGAGAAAGAGACAGGACUCACAGAAACAGUAGUCCACCUGAGGGGGAUGUAAAUAGAGAGCCAGUGUAUGAACCAGAGGUUCAGCCACACCAGGAGUAUGGUAUUGACUUACAGUCAUCAUUCUUGUCAGGUGGUGGACAAUCUUUUUCUGACAUGUUCAGAUCUUCAUCCCAGGAGAGUGACGUGGGACCAGCACAACCAAUUCCCAAUUCAAUGCAGUAUGGCGCAAAUCAUCAUAUGUAUGGACAUCCUCCACCUAACUGGUUUGGUAUCCCUGGAGCAGAACAAGCUCAGAUUUAUAGGUACAGCAACCAGUUCACAAGUCAAGAGCAAAUGUACCCAGGAGUUCCACCGACAUAUUAUCAAAAUCAACCAAUGACAGAGGAGGGUUAUAGUGGUCAUCAAGGGAACAGCAGUAGGAGCCCAAGUAGAAGGUCUGGGAGAAGUAGAAGUGACAGAAGAAGCAGAUCUUCAAGCUUUGAAAGUAGAAGACGUAGACCAUCCAGAAGUCCAAGUUAUGAGAAAGAUCAGCAUUGGAGAAAAGAUGACAUGAGUCCAAGAAGGUCCAGAUCUAGAAGCUUGAAACAUGAGAGAGGAAGAAGUCCAUUGCCCAAAUAUAGAAAAACAACUGUUAACCUGGAGAGAAGUCCUGAUAACAGAAGAAAUGUCUCCAGGGGUGAAAGAAAUAUGUCAAACAUUCAAGGUAGAAGUCCGGAUAACAGAAGAAAUGUCUCCAGGGGUGAAAGAAAUAUGUCAAACAUUCAAGGUAGAAGUCCUGAUAACAGAAGAAAUGUCUCCAGGGGGGAAAGAAAUAUGUCAAACAUUCACGGUAGAAGUCCUGAUAACAGAAGAAAUGUCUCAAGGGGGGGAAGCAAUAUGUCAAACAUUCAAGGUAGAAGUCCUGAUAACAGAAGGAGAAAUGAUUCAAGGGAUGAAAGAAAUAUUCAGUAUAAUCAGGAUAAAAGUUACCAAGGAAGAAAUAAUUCAAUGGAUGGAAGGAAUGGUGGGUAUGAAGGUGAUAAAAGUCCUGGUUACAGAAGAAGAAACAGUUCUCAUGAAAGGACAUCAGAAUAUCAGGAGGGAAGACACAUAAUGAACAAAAGUCAAACAUCAUGGAGUGGAAGUCCAGUCAACUUUGAAGGUUCAAGGAGAAAGAUCACUGAUGAUAGAGGCAGAAGUCCAACAGAUAUCAGGAAUGUAAGAAGAGGCAGAAGUCCAUCAGAAUCGGGAGAUUUUGAAAGAAGGAGUCCUGCAAAUACUUCAAGUUCUAACAGAUUAGAGAGGUGGAGCAUGAGUCCAAGAGAUAAUCAACAAUAUAAAAUAGAUGAAAAUGUUGAAAGAGAAAUAUCUUCAAGAAGAUCAUUUGAAAGGGAGCCAAAGGAAGUUGAGAAUAGGGCAGAAAGCAUUGAAUUAAAUAAGGAAGAGCAGUCAACAGAACUUCAGAAGCUACCAGAAGAUUUAUCAAAGAAUGAAAACAGAAGUAAAACAAAAUCAGGAAAGAAGAAAAAAGGGCUCACUGAUGAAAAAGUAAAAUCAAAAAAGAAAAGAAAAGAAAGUGGCGAAACUAAGAAGAAGGUGAAGAAAAAGUUAGCAAGCAAUCAGGGAAAAACAUCAGGAGAAAUUACAUUGAAAAACGAAGGAACCUCUGAAGUGGAUUAUAUUGGCUCUUCAUCUGUAGGAGAUAUUCGUCGAGUUGUUCCCAAGGAGUCAUCUAAUGAUCAGCCAUACAGUAGUAAGCUUUUAAUUAGAAAAGAUGAUGGAGAAAUUAAGAAUCGCCCAAAGAAAAGAAAAGAGCAUGAAUUUGUCAAUCAGCUUGUGAAAUCAAAAUGGGAUGAUAGUCCAGGUGAAAUGAGAAAUUCCCCAGCAGUGAAACAGUCUAGAGAAGAUUUAUCCCAAGUUUCUAAUUAUUCUAAACAAGAUUAUGAUGCAAAAGAUAGAUUAAGAAGAAGCAAUUCAAGGGAAUUUGAAGGAAUUCGAAUUCAUAUUACAAAUGACCAAUUUGGAAAACAGACUGAAAAGAAAGAAGAUGUUGGUGUUGUAGAAAUGUUCCAUAUUAAUGAACAACCAGUGAUUGAUAGUAGUAAAAGUAUAAAGUCAGAUUCAGAUAGUAAAGCUUCAAAACCAAAAGGUGCAAGUAACAUUAAAUUAUCUAAAAAUAAUAGUGAACUGAAAGAAAUAAAAAAAGAAAAUCCCAAACCUAUUGCAUCGGGUGAUAACAAAAGGUCUUACAGAAGGAGAAGUCUAUCUCCAUCUCAAAAAUCCAAGUCUAGAUCCUUAUCAAGACCAAGAUCACAACAUAGAACAAGAUCUAGAACAAGGUCAAGAUCAAGGAAACGAUCAAGACAUAGAUCAAGGUCAAGACCCCCACAAAGAUCUAGAUCAAGAUCAAGAAAGCGGUAUUCAAGAUCUCCAAGGAGAUCUUACAAGAGGUCACCGCCCAUGAGAAAAUCUGGAAGAGGUUUUGCAAAAACACGCCCUGUAAUAAUGGGUAGGAAUAAGUUUACAGACUCAAAAUCGCCCUCUAUAUCACCAGGAAGAAAAGUGGCAGGUUUGAAAACUAGAUCUAAAUCUCCAAAGAGACAUAAAUCAUACAGUUCAUAUAGAGGUCGUGGUCAAGGUUCAUAUAGAGGAAGUAGUUACAGAGGUAGAGGAAGCUGGAAGUCAUCAAAAGGAUACAGACCUCACAGGUCUAGAUCAAGAUCUCGUGGAAGAUCUCGUUCAAAAUCACGCAGUCGUAGGUCUCAUGAAAGAAAAUCAAGAUCUCCUCAUAAUAGAGGUCAUUUAAAAGAUCGUGACCAUAAAACUCCCAAUCCUAAAGAUGAUGUCAAACAAAAAAAUAAAGGUAAAUUUGAUAGUGAAAAAUUCGAUGAACUAGAAGACUUUUAUCAUAAAUUAAAAGAAAACAAAAAGAAACAGACAGAAACAAAGUGAAUGUGAACAAUGGACAUGAUGGAAUUUUAUAAAUCAAUUGUUGUGGAUGUAAAUUGUAUAUGAUAUUAGAAUAAUACUGUAAAAACUACAAAACUUAUAAUAGUGCUCUUAGAAUGGCAGCAAUAUUCUGUUUCAAUACAGAGACUUGGUAUGAUUGCCAAUGAGAUAACUAUCAACCAGAGUACAAAUGUACAUGUAGCAAUUGUAGACCACAGUAUGGCCUUAAACAAUGAAAAAAACAUACUGUGUAGUCUGCUCUAAAAGGCCCUGACAUGAAAAAUACAAUAAUUCAAACAAUAAAUCUAAAGGCCAAAUUUAUAACAGUACAAUUUAUGAAAAACAAAUAUGACAUAUGAACCGAUGACAACCACUGAAUUACAGGCUCCUGACUUGGGACAGUGUGGCUGGGUUAAACAUAUUGGUGAGUGCUCUACCCUCCCUACAACCUUGGACAGUGAUGUAAAAGCACAUCAUAUGAAGAACAAACUGUGAUCAAAGUGGAAAGCACUUGAAAAGGCAUUUGCUGUAUACUAAGAAAUAUGAAUGUGUGAAAGAUUAGUGUUCUUUCUUUAAGAACAAGUACAAGAUUAGUUCUGUUAUCACAAGUCAAGAAUUAAAUUUCAUACCAAAUAUUACCAGUAAAACAAUUAUCAUUUAUGUUAAAACACUAUUACCAGUAUAAAAUAUAAAAUACAAUGAUCUAUUGACACUUGAUAAUUAAACAAACGUGGUGUCGUAAA